This is a messenger RNA of Camellia sinensis, 1551 nucleotides long. RefSeq names its product putative acetyltransferase At3g50280. NCBI's taxonomy places the organism in Eukaryota, Viridiplantae, Streptophyta, Magnoliopsida, Ericales, Theaceae. The record is from RefSeq and is a predicted model, not a curated record.
CCUCUUCAACACUUAUCACACUUCCCUAACAAUGAAUCCUCCAAAGGUCCGGUACAUCUCAGAGUGCUUCAUCAAACCCAGGUCUUCAGCAGACGAAGAGGAGACCAAGCAGCCAAUAAUCCACUUGGCUCCAGGGGACCUAGCCAUGCUCUCAGCCCAUUACAUCCAAAAGGGUCUUCUCUUUGUCAAGCCCUCUUCAAUGAAUGAUCAAGAAAACACAGUCAGAGCUCUCUUGGAGAAGCUCAAGGGGUCCCUUUCUCUCACUCUCGUUCAUUUCUACCCUCUUGCUGGUCGGCUCGCGACGUCCAAACAAGAAAACCCACCUCAUUACUCCGUCUACAUCGACAACGACAACAGUCCCGGCGCCAGAUUCAUCCACGCCGCCGUGAAUUUGACUGUCUCUGACAUUCUUUCACCAGUGGAUGUACCACUAGUUGUGCAAUCGUUCUUUGACCAUGACAGGGCCAUCAACCACGACGGGCAUACCCUGUCGUUGCUGUCAAUUCAGGUGACACAGUUGAUUGAUGGCAUCUUCAUAGGAUGUUCCGUUAACCACGUGAUUGUUGAUGGAACAUCCUACUGGCAUUUUUUCAAUGCUUGGUCAGAUAUUUUCAUGACAAACAAUUCUUCCAUUUCUCGACCUCCUGUUCUCAACAGGUACAACCAUGUUCUCAACCUUCCUUUCACCCACCCCGAUCAAUUCGUCAGCAGGUACGAAGCGCCUCCGUUGAGAGACAGAAUUUUCCACUUAUCCACAGAAUCCGUAGCAAAACUAAAAGCGAUAGCCAACGGGGAGUGUCAAACCAAUAGGAUAUCCUCCUUGCAAUCUGUGAGCGCGCUCAUCUGGAGGUGCAUCACAAGGACGCGACGCCUACCCUACGAUCAGGAAACCAGUUGCAGAAUGUCUAUCAAUAACCGAACACGAAUAGAACCGCCUUUGCCAGAGGAGUAUUUUGGGAAUUCUCUACAAACAGUGAGAGGCAUUGCUAAAGCAGGCGAGCUGCUCGAGCAGGGGCUCGGGUGGGCAGCGUGGCGGCUGAGGGAAGCGGUGGCGAACCACACCGACAAGGCGGUGAGGGAGUGGACGGAGGAGUGGUUGCAGAAACCAUAUAUAUAUCAGCUUGGUCGAUUCUUCGACCCUUGCACCGUAUUGGUGGGAAGUUCACCGAGGUUUGAAAUGUAUGGGAAUGAAUUUGGGAUGGGGAGAGCGGUGGCGAUUCGAAGUGGAUAUGCGAAUAAGUUUGACGGGAAAGUGACGACGUACCCGGGAUAUGAAGGCGGAGGAAGCAUGGAUUUAGAGGUGUGCCUUUCGCCGGAGUCGAUGAGGGACCUUGAAUCCGAUAGGGAGUUCAUGGAUGCUGUCUGUAUUUGAUCAUAUGCUGUUUAGUAGAUUAAAUGUUUCAUUCCAUUUAGUACAUUAAAUAAAUUUUGUUAGUAUAACAUUACCAUUUUUGUAUAAGAAAACCAAUCCAAAACAAAUAAAUAAAUAAAUAAUUCUACUGAUUAAUCGGAAAUGGAAGAACUAAUUGCAAACCAGUAAAAAUUUUACAA